CAUGAAGCUGUUCUCUCUUUUAAUCAUAUAAACCACCUUUCCACCAAUCAUUAAUCGUCCUUUCUGCUAACUUUGCUAAGAGGCAUGUUUUUCCUUUAAAGUACUGAAAAAUAUGAAGAGACUAAGUGAUAUGCUAUGCUAUGACGAAAAUGGACUAAGUGCUAUGAACCUUUUCUGUAUUUAGUUUGAAUCAGUAGCAGAACAUAAAUAACUAAAUUAGCAAAUUAGACACGACAAAAUGUGCUAUGAACCUUUUUUGUUUCUGCAUCGUACCCUGGAAGUUGUUAAAAAAAAAAGACACGACAAAAAUGUGGAUGUUAGACAUGCACGUCACUUCUCUUUGCCCGUCACGUGUAUAAAUAAAGUCCUCGAAGGAUUUGUCAAGCCACAAUAGAAACCCUUUUCCUCAAGCCUGCCUUUACGUAUAACUUUUUAAAAUAAAAUUUGGUUAGAUACUUCUAAAAUUAUAGCUGGUCCAUGGAGGGUUCGUCCCAAGGGUUGAAAAAAGGUGCAUGGACUGCUGAAGAAGAUAAUCUCUUGAGGCAAUGCAUUGAUAAGUAUGGAGAAGGGAAAUGGCACCAAGUUCCUUUAAGAGCUGGUCUAAAUCGGUGCAGGAAGAGUUGUAGACUAAGAUGGUUGAACUAUUUGAAGCCAAGUAUCAAGAGAGGAAAACUCAACUCCGAUGAAGUUGAUCUUCUUAUUCGCCUUCAUAAGCUUUUAGGAAACAGGUGGUCUUUAAUUGCUGGUAGAUUACCCGGUCGGACCGCCAAUGACGUCAAAAAUUACUGGAACACCCAUUUGAGUAAGAAACAUGAACCGGGUUGUAAGACCCAGAUGAAAAAGAGAAACAUUCCUUGCUCUUAUACCACACCAGCCCAAAAAAUCGACGUUUUCAAACCUCGACCUCGAUCCUUCACCGUUAACAGCGGCUGCAGCCAUAAUAAUGGCAUGCCAGAAGCUGACAUUGUUCCUCUAUGCCUUGGACACAACGAUACUAAUAAUGUUUCUGAAAAUAUAAUCACAUGUAACAAAGAUGAUGAUAAAUCUGAGCUUGUUAGUCAUUUAAUGGAUGGUCAGAAUAGGUGGUGGGAAAGUUUGCUAGAUGAGAGCCAAGAUCCAGCUGCGCUCUUUCCAGAAACUACAGCAAUAAAAAAGGGCGCAACCUCCGCGUUUGACGUUGAGCAACUUUGGAGCCUGUUGGAUGGAGAAACUGGAACUUGAUUAGUGUUUCCACUGUUUGUUUGUGCUUGUGCGUGACAUUGUGACUUUUGCAUUUACUGUGUAUUGUUUCUAAAUAAACCAAUUAACUUAUGUUUCUGACA
Messenger RNA from Brassica napus (rape), 1322 nucleotides. Its product is annotated as transcription factor MYB114-like. The record is from RefSeq and is a predicted model, not a curated record. NCBI's taxonomy places the organism in Eukaryota, Viridiplantae, Streptophyta, Magnoliopsida, Brassicales, Brassicaceae. Bases 478 to 1221 code for a protein of 247 amino acids. The transcript is spliced from 3 exons.